ACAAGUGCGGGGGUCUCUUAAUACCUAUUAUUUUAGCUAGUAUUUAUUUACGUAUAAUCCAAUUAUAUUUCUACAGUGCUGUGUUGAUAAGAGUUUAGCAUCCAAUGUAAAUUUGUUACAUCAUGCAAAAAUAUUGAUACAAUACAAUUCGUACAUUGUAAUAGUGUUAAAAUUAAAAGUGUAAUUGUGCUAUUAUCUAACUUUGUGUGACAAUUGAUCAAAUAUGAUACCAGAUAACGUGACACUGAUUGUUAAGGCGCCUAACCAGCAAAUCGAGGAUCAGAAUAUCGAGUGCCAGUCAUCUUGGACGGUCAGACAGCUCAAAGGGCAUCUAUCAGAAGUCUAUCCUAGUAAACCGAGAGCAGACGAGCAGAAAAUAAUAUAUUCGGGACAGCUCUUGGAAGACAACACUAUUUUAAAGGAUGUGCUAAGAAACUAUGAAAGUCAAAUAGCACAUACUAUGCACUUAGUUUGCUCAUCAAAGAGAAUGCAGGAAAAUACUCAAGAACUACCAAAAACUGAUGGCCUCCGGCAAAGAAAUGUGCCUGAGAAUACCCCACGUCCAACAGAAACAACCCCAAGGCCAGAAAUGAGGCAAAAUGACCAAAAUCACACAGUUGAAAUGCAGAACUAUUUGAGUUCCUUCGUCAAUAACUAUGGGAGGGUGCCACCAUACCCUAAUUACAAUUUUGGGGAAGGUUACUUGCCAAUACCGAAUGAUCCAGCUUCGAUGGCUAAUCACAUGCUGAUGGUGCAACAGGCGUACAUGCAAUAUAUGCAGCAAUAUGCUAAUAUGCGACAAGCUAUGACCGAUGAAACUCCAACCCCACCAACCGAAACCCCAGCCCCCCAACCCCAAGCCCCGGAACCGGAACAAGAGGAGGGGGCCAGAGACUGGCUCGACCAUCUUUAUGCUGCGUCUAGAUUCGCGAUACUACUGUCGUUGUUCUGCUUGUAUGGCAGCCCCGCGAGGUUACUGCUCGUUGUUAUAUUAGCCGCGGCUGGUUAUUUACACCAAAUUGGUUUCUUCCGCGUCCUCAACGUAAAUCCAUUGAACAACGGACGUCGCAAUGAGCAACAAAAUAACGAAAACCGACCACAAAAUAACGACAACCAACAACAAAAUAACGACAACCAACAACAAAAUAAUGACAACCAGAGGCAACCGAAUGACCAACAGAACAAUGAUGAUGACAACCAACAAUCACUGUUAGCCGUCACUUGGAUGAUAUUCACAUCAUUUUUUGCUUCAUUAAUACCGGAUACAAAUUAAUUUGCUUUUUUUCAUCAUGAUUAUGUGAUAGAACUCUUAAAGACCAUUGAAGUAUUUUUUUAAAAACCAAUUAUGUCA
This is a messenger RNA of Melitaea cinxia (Glanville fritillary), 1351 nucleotides long. It is a transcript of the gene Herp, whose product is annotated as homocysteine-responsive endoplasmic reticulum-resident ubiquitin-like domain member 2 protein. Bases 224 to 1273 code for a protein of 349 amino acids. The transcript has 4 exons. The record is from RefSeq and is a predicted model, not a curated record. Gene Ontology annotation, biological process: endoplasmic reticulum unfolded protein response. NCBI's taxonomy places the organism in Eukaryota, Metazoa, Arthropoda, Insecta, Lepidoptera, Nymphalidae. Gene Ontology annotation, molecular function: protein binding.